AUGGCUGACGAGGAGGAGCGCAUCAAAGCUGAAAAGCUGGCCGCUGCUAAGAAAAGAGUGGCCCAGCUUCAAAAACAAAAGAAAAAGGCCAACAAGAAGACUUCUCCCGACACCGACACUCCUAAAGAUGCAGAGACCAAGAAGUCUGGACCCGCGUCGACCGAAGAAACCCCUGCAGCAGAAGAUAGCCAACCAGCAGAGGACCCCGCCGAGAAGCCCCAGGAUACUGCAGAGACCAGCACUGAGCAACCGGCCGAUCCGGAGCCAGUCGCUACAGAGCCAGAAGAACAAGAAAAGCCCGAGGAAUCUACAGAGUCCCCGACCGAGCCCAUGCCCCCAGCACCUGGCUCUCCAGACCCAGACGCAGAGCCACAGCCCGCUCGACUGGAUACCCCCCGAGCUGGCCACGGCCGCGCGCCAUCCCUGUCAAUUCAAUCGAAGAUGCGCUCAUCAUCAUUCCGCAAGAAUUCUGUGUCGCAAGGCAGCCACUCUCCUCCAGUAACCCUCAAAUCGCCCCCGCCUUCACUACCACCCCUGACCGGUGAUGGAGAUUCCGUUCACGAAGUGUUCCGGAAACAAUCAACACGGAUUGAAGAAUUGGAGAGGGAUAAUAAGCGUAUGGAGAAUGAACUCAGCGAUGCGACGGCGCGCUGGCGGAAGACGGAAGAUCAAUUAGAGGAUCUCCGGGAGGCCAGCGUGGAUGGGGCGGAACUGAAGGAGAAAUUAAAGGCGGCAGAGGAGAAGGUGGCUGGUAUUGAGUCAUUGAAAGAGGAAAUUGCAUCGCUACAACGCCAAAACUCACAGCUUCAAUCCCGGUCACACCGCAACAAUGCAAGCGUCUCGGUACCUGGGCCAUCGGAAUCACCUCCAGCUGACCUUGUGCGCCAGCUGGAGUCUAAAUCGGCCACGAUCGAGGCCAUGGAAUUGGAAAUUUCAAACUUACGAGCUCAAAUAAACUCCCAUUCGUCCUCUGACAGUGCGCAUGAGACCCAGGUCGCGGCGUUGGAAGAAAAGGUGUCCCAAGGCCAGAGUGCACUCGAAAAGUCUCAACGUGAGUUGGCAGACACGAAACAAGCUUUGACCCGGGCUUCAGAAAAGGCUGUCAAAGAAGGCGUGGACAAGACGUCCACUGAGACCCUUAUUAAGUCCCUAGAGCGGGAAAUCGAAAGUCUUAAGAACGAAAAGACCGAGGCCGACAAGAAGAUUGAAAUGCUGGAAAAGAAGCUUCAGGCCAUGGGAAAUCUGCACAAAGAAUCAGAAACACGUCAUCAGACCAAGCUCCGCGAGAGUGAAAAGUCAGAGAAAGAGACUGCCGUACUCCGCAAAAAAAUAGGCAGCAUCGAGAACGAGAAUCUCCGGCUCCGCGAAGAGAUCGACCGCAUCAAGAAACGUGACGCUGGAGGAACCGACGACGAUGCCCUCGACGAGCUUGAGGAUGAGGAACGCCAGCGUCUCGAGCGCCGCAUCCGCGAGCUGGAAGGCGAAGUCUUUGACCUACGCCGCGGCGUCUGGGAAGAGAAGCGACAUGAACUCACCGGCCAACCCUUCGACGAGAACCCCCAGUACUCCACCGGUGAUGCCGCCAACGCCUUUGACGACGUCGAUCUCGUCGGUGGCCGUCCCGACCACGCCCGUCGCCGUAGUAUGGCGUACCAGCAACAACACUCCUCCUUCUCUACUGUGUUAUCCAGUGGACUUGCCGCGUUCACGGGUAACAGCCCGAACCGUGCACGCGCCGGCUCCUCUAACCCGCCUCACCCGCAUCCCGCAACACGCGGCAGUCUCGAACUGCUGUCAGAAGAGAAUCUGGAAGAUGAGUUCGAUGAAGCGGAAUUCAGCCGUGCCCAAGCCGAAGAAGAAGCGCGCAAGCGGGUCGAAUGGGUGCGUGAAAUCAAGCGCAAGCUUCGUGACUGGAACUCAUGGCGCUUGGACCUGGUUGACAGUCGUGCUGGUGCUGAGGGUGCUGGUGUGGGAAUGGGUGAAAUCUUUGAGGUUUAG
This is a messenger RNA of Penicillium odoratum, 1998 nucleotides long. RefSeq lists its product as uncharacterized. The record is from RefSeq and is a predicted model, not a curated record. The transcript is spliced from 3 exons. The coding region runs from base 1 to 1998 and encodes 665 amino acids. Lineage: Eukaryota; Fungi; Ascomycota; Eurotiomycetes; Eurotiales; Aspergillaceae.